Molecule: messenger RNA, 2071 nt
Organism: Fragaria vesca subsp. vesca
Lineage: Eukaryota; Viridiplantae; Streptophyta; Magnoliopsida; Rosales; Rosaceae
Product: 4-coumarate--CoA ligase-like 9-like
Exons: 6
Coding region: 1-1635 (544 amino acids)
Molecular function (GO): CoA-ligase activity
Source: RefSeq, a predicted model, not a curated record
AUGGCUGAUCAGAAAACCAUUGAUCCCAACAGCGGCUUCUGCUCACAGACCAAAACAUUCCACAGUCUCAGACCUAAAGCCCCUCUCCCCUCCGAGACGAUCCCGCUUUCCAUCACUCACUACAUUUUCUCCCACCUCCAAGCCUCCCCUCCUCCGCCAUCUACCCCGGCUCUCCUAGACCCGUCCACGCGCCGCCACGUUCUCUACCCCGACUUCACGCGCCGCGUCAAAACCCUAGCCGCAGCGCUACACUCGCAGCUUAACCUCUCCUAUGGCCACACCGCCUUCGUCAUCUCCCCCAAUUCCCUCCACCUCCCCGUCCUCUUCUUCUCUCUCUUCUCCCUCGGCGUAACCGUCUCCCCGUCAAACCCGGCCAGCACCACUCCCGAGAUUUCCCGCCAAAUCCACCUCAGCAGACCCGUCGUCGCUUUCGCCACCUCCGCCGCCGCCCACAACCUCCCCAAAACCCUCCGCGUCGUACUCCUCGACUCCCUGGAAUUCGAGUCCAUGACGAUGACGUCAUCAUCCCCUCCGCUGGAGCUUCCACGUGUCCGCUUCCAGCAGUCCCACACCGCCGCGAUCCUAUACUCGUCCGGGACCACCGGGGCGGUCAAAGGCGUGGAGUUGACUCACCGUAACUGGAUUUCCAUGCUGGCGUCGGCGUACGCCGUUCGGAAUAAUCCGACUGCGGCUCCACCUGUCAUGCUCUGCGCCGUGCCGUUCUUCCACGUGUACGGCUUCGGCGUCUGCAUGAGGGUGUUGGGGUUCGGCGAGACGCUGGCGGUUAUUCCGGGGAGGUUUGAACUGAGAGCGACGCUGAGGGCCGUCGAGGAGUUCAGGAUCAGCCACGUGGCGUGGGCCCCGCCGGUGUUGGUGGCGGUGGUGAAGCUUGGGAGCGAGAUCGAGGGGUACGAUCUGAGCUCGCUGCAGGUCGUCGCUAGCGGCGGCGCUCCGCUUGCCAAGAGUGUGAUUGAUAAGCUCAAGAAACGCCUUCCUAACGUCCAAGUCGCACAGGGAUUUGGGCUGACAGAGACAACGGGUCGGGUAUUUGGUACAGUAGGCCCAAAUGAGACUCGAGUAGAAGGAGCAACAGGAAAGCUAAUGUCAAAUUUUGAAGCCAAGAUCGUUGACCCAGAGACCGGCAUUGCCUUGCCUCCUCUGAUGACCGGUGAGCUUUGGGUUAGAGGACCAUUUGUAAUGAAAGGUUAUAUUGGUGAUGAAGCAGCAACUGCUGCAACUUUGGACACUGAAGGAUGGUUUAAAACUGGAGACCUUUGCUAUAUCGACAAUGAAGGUUACCUAUUUUUCGUUGAUCGGAUCAAGGAACUGAUCAAGUACAAAGGCUACCAGGUUGCCCCGGCAGAGUUGGAGCAUCUGCUUCUAUCCCAUCCUGAUAUUGUUGAUGCAGCUGUGGUUCCGUAUCCUGAUGAGGAAUCUGGUCAAGUACCGAUGGCUUUUGUGGUGAGGCGACUAGGAAGUAGUGUUGAUGAAUCACAGGUGAUGGAUUAUAUUGCGAAACAGGUUGCACCAUAUAAGAAAAUACGAAGAGUAGCAUUCAUCAAUGAAGUUCCAAAGAGUGCACAAGGUAAACUAUUGAGGAAGGAAUUAAUCAAACUUGCAUUGUCCAAGUUAUGAAUUCCAGUUUCUUUCUUCUGGUGUCACAUUUGGAUCUACAGUAUAAAUCUGCUUGCUACACCGACCAAAGAUUAUUCAUUAUUUUGAAGUCCUGGUGUUUUUACUUACAUAGGAAGUACAAUAGAUAAGAUUGUUUCACCUACUCGUUGAAAUACAAAUCGUUAUGCAUUUCAACAUUCUAUGCUGCUUGCAUACACAGGCUUGUUGCAAAGCAAACGGUAAGCACCAACGAUCACUAGAAAUAACAAAAGAGAACCAACUACAGCAUAGCUAAAGCAAUUAGAUAGAAAUGCUGUUGGGGAUUCCGCGACCAGUUACCCCAGGUCCUGAGGUUGGUAGCAGCAAUUCAUACGGGGGAAUUCCUGCUCCGCUUCUGUUUUUUAAAUGACCAUCUUUGUUUCUCCUGUCAAUGAUCUUCUCAAUUUCCUCUAGUCUA